This is a messenger RNA of Telopea speciosissima, 4873 nucleotides long. RefSeq lists its product as uncharacterized. Gene Ontology annotation, biological process: signal transduction; protein phosphorylation. Bases 207 to 4466 code for a protein of 1419 amino acids. The transcript is spliced from 9 exons. Gene Ontology annotation, molecular function: protein kinase activity; ATP binding; protein binding. Gene Ontology annotation, cellular component: cytoplasm. NCBI's taxonomy places the organism in Eukaryota, Viridiplantae, Streptophyta, Magnoliopsida, Proteales, Proteaceae. The record is from RefSeq and is a predicted model, not a curated record.
GCUCUUUCAUUUCUUGUUCUUUAUUGCGUUUUCCCAUUUGGGCAUCGUUUAUUUUCGUUUUACGUAAGUAGGGUCUAUUGAGGGGUACUAAGUAAUGGCUGCUAUGUUAUUCGUGCAGCUCGAACGUGCAAAAUCCCAAACCCUAGGUUCGAUUGUCCAUUGAUUAAUAUCGUCUUCGUUUCAAUCUCUGGCAUCCUCUUUUUUGAAUGGCGAUUGAUCAGAACUCAAUACUCAAAGAUCUCCGGCCUCUGAAUGUUGCUCGUACGAUUCCCGAAGAGCAUCGCAUUGCCGCUGCUGUCUCUGGGAGGAACGUGGAGGGGUUUUUCCCAUCGAAUCCGAUUCGUGAUGGGAGCAGCCCUAGGUCGAGACAGGCUUACUAUCCUGCGGCGACGGUUUCUGAUGCUGGAUUUGUAGGAUUAGGGUUUGGGAAUCCUGCAAUGGCUUGGUUGCAUCGCACACCACCUGCUGGUACUGCUCCUUCUGGGUACACUGACAUACCUCAUUCUGGAAACCGGAUUUGGGGCAAUGCGGCCGAUCAGGCCAUCGAUGAGGGUGGCGACGAUUUGUCUUCGGCGAAAAAAAUCAAGCUUUUGUGCAGUUUUGGAGGAAAGAUUCUCCCCAGGCCCAGUGACGGGACCCUGAGGUAUGUUGGAGGGCAGACUCGGAUUAUUGGACUAAGGAGUGAUAUCAGUUUCAAUGACCUGGUGCAGAAGAUGGUGGAGACCUCUGGGCAGCCUGUGGUCGUCAAGUAUCAACUCCCUGAUGAGGAUCUUGAUGCCCUUGUAUCGGUUUCCUGUCAGGAGGAUCUUCAGAACAUGAUGGAAGAGUAUGAGAAGCUGGUGGAGAGCUCUUCGGAUGGUUCAGCCAAGCUUCGGGUGUUCUUGUUCUCAGCUUCUGAGCUUGACUCAUCUGAGCUUGUUCAGUUUGGUGAUCUACCAGAUACUGGGCAGAAGUAUGUCGAUGCUGUCAAUGGAAUUCCGGAGAUUGUGGGCGGUGGGAUCACAAGGAAGGAGAGUGCAGCGUCAACCCAGAACUCAGACAGCCUUUUGAGUGGUGGUGAUGGCGUUGAUAGCUCAGGUCCCGGUCUAGGUGGUGGCGGGCCAUCCUCUCCCACUGUGUCAGCAUCUCCUAGAGUUACUACUGCUGCUCAUGAUGCUACCACUAGAUUUUUCUAUGUGGGUCCCAACCCUGUAAGGUAUACAGAUGCUCAAGCCAUGUCAAUAGGUGCUCCACCGGCGGUAUUGGCUACUCUGCCGCAGAUUUCUUCUUCUCGACCGGAGCUUGAGAUAGAGAGGACAUUGCCUGCAGUGGUUCAACCACAGCCACAAUUGGGUUUUGAAAUGCAUCAGCCAACUACAAUGGAGUUUCCACCGGCUUCAGCUUACAUGCAGGCUUAUGUAGAUCCCCACCUUUCUUCCCAAAUUGGGUAUGCAAAUCCUCAGCUGAUAGGUAUUCCACCAGGGUCCAUGUACAGGCUUGCUGAUAACAUGCAACAGCUGCCUCAUCAGUUUGUACCUGCAGUACACAUGACAAAGGCUGCCCCAUCUCCUCAUGUGGGCAUUAAACCGAUUGGAGUUCAGGCUGUUCAGCAAUUCAUGCAGCCUCAACAAGUCCGGAUGGAUCCAGAUACCGAAGAGAAUGCAUAUGGGCAAAGGGUAGUUCAGCCUCCUAGUGACCAGAACUUCAGAGGUUAUCAAACCCAUUCAACCCGUCCCCAGGUCCCUGUGGCAGCUCAGACAGGAGGAUAUGGUUGGCAUCAGGUGCAGCCACCAGAGCAUGCAGUCUCCUAUGAAGUUUGGGUACCGCAGCAACAGGGAAUAAUUUCGGAUAAAAUUCAGAGACUGGAGGACUGUUAUAUGUGUCAAAAAGCUUUACCUCAUGCACAUUCUGAUACUUUGGUACAGGACCAGAGAGAGAGCAGUGCGAGUAGCGUUUCUGACACAAAUUUGGCUUUCCAUAGUCUCAAUGCAGAGGAUAAUAUGAGAGCCCGACUUGCAAACAGAGUAGCAGUGGCUGGAGCUUUGGUGGAUGGGUCAGUUGAACCCCAAGGAAGUGGGACUCUCCCCAGGGUCGUCGUGGGUCAAGUGGAUCCUGAGGUUACAGUCCCUCAGUUUGGGGUGCUUGGGUUUUCACCGAAUGUAGAAGGGCAACAUGACAAUGACAGAGUCCUCUUGCAGAAAGUAGACAGUCGUGGUCAUCCAAGGAUGUUUCCCACAGGUGUGAUGGGGGUGCCAGGGGAUGCAGAGUCUUACAGUGCAUUCAUGGGCAAUAUCCCUCAGGGCCGGCAAGAAGACGGUCUGCAGCAGCCCUCUGUGCCAUUCCAAUACCCGGUUAAACAGGAGGCUUUCAUGAACAGACCCGUUAGUAAUGAUAACCCUCCUGUGAGAGUUGUACCUUUCCAAACUUCUGAACCCUUGGUUCAUGAGUUUUCAACAGAGUACUCUGGUAACCUUCCUGGCUUUGUUCAGAAAGAUGUCUUGGACUCUUCCACUUCAUAUGACCAUCUUAGAACAAUCGAUGGAAGGAUGGAAGCACUCCAAAUAAAUUCACCUGAGAAUUCUGGUAGUAAUGAGCAAUGUAGGUCACCUGUCAAUAGACCUAAGAAGGAUGAGACUUUGGAGAACAGACCACAAAUUGCAGGGAAGGAAAUGUUUCACGCCAAUUCCUUUAUCAAGCCUGGGAUCGCCCCCGAUGGAAAUCACCUAAAGCCAAUUGAGACUGUAGAGGCUUCCUCUACUGAGAUUGGUCAUGUUCUACCUGUAGAGUGCAAUCAAUUAGCUCAACCUCCUGUUUUGGGAAACUCAGGACAGUAUCUGCAUCUACAGAUGGGACAUCCAUUCAUAGUUCCUGAUGAAGUAUGUCAUGGUAAAGCAGCAUUUUCAGGAGUUGAUUCAUCCUACGCUCCUGAUAGGGUAUCACAACCAUUUGGUGAAUGGAAUGAUGCAAUAUUGUAUUCGAGGAUGGUUCCUAAUGAUGCUGUCUCCUUUGCCGUUGCUGCAACUAGUAAUGUACCAUCUUCUGUACCUCUGCAGUCUGCGGUGAUUGCAAAUAACUGGAAUCCUGCCCCAUCAAACUCGCUUUUCAGCAGUCGAGAUCCUUGGAAUUUGCGACAUGACUCCCAUUUCCUACCUCCGAGGUCUAACAAGGUUCCAAUGAGCAAGGAACCUUUUGUUACAAGGGACUUAUUAGGGGAGAAUCGUUUAGGUAAUAAUGGGGAAUCUAGUGCAAAAAUGCGAUUGGAAGGAGUUCUCAGCCAGUCAUCAGGCAAUCUUAACAAAGAUUUAAGUUCAGAAAACCUUUGUCAUGUGAAAGGUCUCAUAGGUGCUGCAGAGGAACAGAUCAAGCAAGAUCUUCAGGCUGUUGCGGAAGGUGUGGCGGCUUCUGUUCUUCAGUCAUCUUUGCCUUCUAAUCCUGACUCACCCAUUCAUGAGAAUAAUGAGCUCCAAACUGAAGCCACUAUAGGCAGAGAAGUUCAUGAUUGUGGUUCUGAAGCAUAUAGUAUAGCCAAAGUCGAGGAUAUGAAGACCAAACUAUCAGAUAAGACUAGUGCUGUUUUACCUAUUUCAGGUGGCAUUGGUCGCUUGCAGAUUAUUAAAAAUAGCGAUCUUGAAGAGUUGCGGGAGCUGGGUUCUGGAACUUUUGGUACUGUUUAUCAUGGAAAAUGGAGGGGUACUGAUGUUGCAAUAAAACGGAUCAAUGAUAGGUGCUUUGCUGGAAAACCAUCGGAGCAAGAGCGCAUGAGAGAUGACUUUUGGAAUGAGGCAAUCAAGCUAGCUGACUUGCACCAUCCUAAUGUGGUAGCUUUUUAUGGUGUUGUGCUGGAUGGCCCUGGGGGUUCUGUGGCUACAGUAACAGAAUACAUGGUCAAUGGAUCGCUUAGAACUGCUUUACAAAAGAAUGACAAGAUACUCGAUAAGCGGAAGCGUCUUUUGAUUGCGAUGGAUGUGGCAUUUGGAAUGGAAUACUUGCAUCAGAAGAAAAUAGUACACUUUGACUUAAAAAGUGACAACCUACUUGUCAAUCUUAGAGAUCCUCACCGGCCAAUUUGCAAGGUUGGUGAUUUGGGCCUGUCAAAAGUGAAAUGUCAGACUCUAAUUUCUGGUGGUGUGCGGGGAACACUACCAUGGAUGGCUCCAGAGCUUCUGAAUGACGGCAGCAGCCUGGUCUCUGAGAAGGUUGAUGUAUUUUCGUUUGGCAUCGUCUUGUGGGAGCUUCUUACAGGAGAAGAACCGUAUGCAGACUUGCACUAUGGGGCUAUCAUAGGUGGCAUUGUUAGUAACACAUUGCGGCCACUGGUACCUGAAUCUUGUGAUCCUGAGUGGAGAUCACUGAUGGAGAGAUGUUGGUCAUCUGAGCCAUCAGAGAGGCCAAGCUUCACAGAGAUUGCGAACGAGCUACGUGCUAUAGCACCAAAGCUUUCUCUAAAGGGACAAGCCCAUCAUCAACAGCAGCAAGCUCAAAAAUGAUCUUGGGCUUAACAUGUCCAUCUUUUGCAUAUUUCCUUUGGCCACAGGACUAAGUAUCAUCUACUUGGCAAAAAUCUAACAGCAAAGAUGGAAUCUACGUAUUGAAUAUAUCCUUCGGAUCUUUGUUCUGAAUGCUGACUAUGUUGGGUAUUCUGAGAAAUUAUUAUAGCUUUGUUCAAAAAAAUAUUGUAUUUGUUCUUUUCCUUUGAAUUUUUCUGCCUUUUCCCACAGAAGUGUUUGAAAGAAGUAAGCUAGAGUUCUUUAGGGCCAGGUUCACUGAUGUCUUGGUGGUGUAAAAUAAAUAGUGUUUGGCCGAUUUUGGUUUGUGACUGUAAAAAAAAGAGAACAAAAAUUCCUGACUGUUAUAGUAAAGAUACCUUCAUUUUUAAUGGUUCUGCUCUUGACCU